CUUUACAUUUCCUGGAUAGACCAUUUUUCUUAAUGAAAACACCAACAAUAAUCAUCCUGCUGCUCAUUUCUCUAUCCCUCUUCUUGCAGUACUCUUCCUUUCUGACCCGUACCCGUUUCUUCCGUUGCCCCGAAUUUCACUAUCCGACCUGCACCACCGUUUCUCAUGAAUUCCAACCCUUUAACCAUUCCGAACCAAUUAUUACAAACAUAUCUCACAUCGUAUUCGGUAUCGGGUCGUCUUCCAAUUCUUGGAACCUCCGCCGUAAUUACAGUCAUCUAUGGUGGCGUCCCAAUUUAACCCGGGGCUUCGUCUGGCUCGAUGAAAACCCGGAGCCAGGAGGAGGAGGAGGAGGAGAUUAUAAUAAUUAUCCUUCUUACAGAGUGUCAUCUAAGGAAUGGAAACGGUUCAAGCACUCGAGUUCUCCAUCGGCGGUUCGGAUCGCCAGGAUAUUGCUAGAUUUAUUCCGAAUCGGGUUGCCGGAUGUAAGGUGGUUCGUGAUGGGUGACGAUGAUACGGUUUUCUUUACCGACAAUCUGGUUUCGGUUUUAGCGAGGUACGACCACCGUCAGAUGUAUUACAUAGGUGGGAAUUCGGAAAGUGUGGAGCAGGAUGUUAUGCACUCGUAUAAGAUGGCGUUUGGCGGCGGAGGAUUCGCCGUCAGCUACCCGCUUGCGGUUGUACUCGCCGGGAAAUUGGAUGGUUGCCUUGACCGUUACCAUUAUUUUUACGGGUCUGAUGAGAGGAUAUCCGCCUGCGUGGCGGAGAUCGGGGUGUCUUUAACCAUUGAACCCGGGUUUCAUCAGAUUGAUCUUCGCCGGGACAUAUAUGGGCUCCUAGCAGCGCAUCCAACGGCACCAUUAGUAUCACUUCACCAUCUAGAUUAUGUGGAUCCCAUAUUCCCUAACCAAGGCCGCAUGGAAUCCUUAAACUUGCUCAUGAAAGCCGCCACAGCCGAUCCUCUCCGAACUCUACAACAGGCUAUUAGCCCUGACUACAACUACAACCACCAGAAAUUAUCGAUUUCAAUUUCAUGGGGUUACACAAUUCAGUUAUACCCUUAUCUUGUUUACGCCAAUGAACUAAGGCUCCCGUUACAGACAUUUCAAACGUGGCAUAGCUGGUCCAACGGCCCUUUCACUUUCAAUACCAGGCCAUUGAGAACCGACCCCUGUCAGCAGCCACUGGUUUACUUCUUUGAAACCGUUCAGGAAGUAAUAAUUGGUCAGGAUCAUCAUCAUAACUUGACUUUGUCCACAUACCGGUUACAUCUUGAUCAGGACCAAGAGAAAAGGUGUGACAAUGCAGAGUAUUCCCGUACCAUGGGAUUGAAAAUAGUCGAGGUCGUGGCUCCAAAAAUGAAUCCUAACGAGUGGAAAAUGAGACCAAGGAGGGAAGAUUGUGUGAUAAUUGAGAGCUGGAAGAGAACUAGCAUGAGGCUGAGGAUUGGAAGCUUCCAAGUUUAAUUAGUGAGACGGUUCAAUGUAUAUUUCUUUAAUUUCUAAAUAUAUACGGUAAGUUGGUGUGUACCUAAAUUAAUUAGAAAAAGCUGAACUUUGUUUUCUAUGGAAUAUAGAUAGAUAGAACUUUUAU
Messenger RNA from Impatiens glandulifera, 1593 nucleotides. RefSeq lists its product as uncharacterized. The record is from RefSeq and is a predicted model, not a curated record. The transcript has 3 exons. Bases 33 to 1466 code for a protein of 477 amino acids. Gene Ontology annotation, molecular function: acetylglucosaminyltransferase activity. Lineage: Eukaryota; Viridiplantae; Streptophyta; Magnoliopsida; Ericales; Balsaminaceae.